AACGACAGUACGCGGAACCUGUCAAAAUGGCGCCCAAGUCGAGCGUUCCGACCCAGAAUGACAUCCUUAUCCCUGAGACGCUUCUGAAGAAGAGGAAGUCCCAGGAGAAGGCUCGAGAGGAUCGUGCUGCGGCGACCAAGGAAAAGCGAGAGAAGAACAAGAAGAAGAGGCAGACUAUCUUCACUCGCGCCGAGAAGUACGUCAAGGAGUACCGCGAUGCUGAAAGGGAGAAAAUAAGGCUUUCUCGAGAGGCUAAGCGGAGCGGUGAAUUCUACGUUCCAGCGGAGUCAAAGCUUGCCUUCGUCGUUCGCAUCAAGGGUAUCAACAAGAUUGAUCCCAAGAAGCGCAAGACUCUUCAGCUUCUCCGUCUUCUUCAAAUCAACAACGGCGUCUUCAUUAGGCUGACAAAGGCGACCUCGGAGAUGCUCAAGAUCGUUGAGCCUUUCAUUGCCUACGGUUACCCGAAUCAAAAAUCCGUUCGUGAACUUAUCUACAAGCGAGGGUAUGGCAAGGUCGAUAAACAGCGUAUCCCUCUAACGGACAACGAGAUCAUUGAGAAGAGCCUAGGACAAUAUGGCAUCAUCUGUAUGGAGGAUUUGAUUCACGAGAUCUACACUGUCGGGCCCAACUUUAAGCAAGCUUCCAACUUCCUGUGGCCAUUCAAACUCAGUAACCCCACCGGUGGUUUCCACACCAGGAAGUUCAAGCACUUCAUCGAGGGUGGUGAUUUGGGUAACCGGGAAGACCACAUCAAUAGCCUCAUCAGACAGAUGAACUAGAAUUGGAAGGGGGUUUCGGUAAAGUGCGGGAUUAUGACAUAGAUGUCUUUAUGCAUGGGUAGCUUUCCGGAAAUACCAUGGGAUUUCACAUCUACCUAGGUGCCUGGAGUCCAAAAUCAAG
This is a messenger RNA of Lindgomyces ingoldianus, 900 nucleotides long. Its product is annotated as 60S ribosomal protein L7. The coding region runs from base 27 to 779 and encodes 250 amino acids. The record is from RefSeq and is a predicted model, not a curated record. Gene Ontology annotation, cellular component: cytosolic large ribosomal subunit. NCBI's taxonomy places the organism in Eukaryota, Fungi, Ascomycota, Dothideomycetes, Pleosporales, Lindgomycetaceae. Gene Ontology annotation, molecular function: structural constituent of ribosome; RNA binding. Gene Ontology annotation, biological process: maturation of LSU-rRNA from tricistronic rRNA transcript (SSU-rRNA, 5.8S rRNA, LSU-rRNA). The transcript has 10 exons.